This is a messenger RNA of Eremothecium gossypii ATCC 10895, 564 nucleotides long. RefSeq names its product flavin-linked sulfhydryl oxidase (gene ERV1). Gene Ontology annotation, molecular function: flavin adenine dinucleotide binding; flavin-dependent sulfhydryl oxidase activity. The record is from RefSeq and is marked provisional. The coding region runs from base 1 to 564 and encodes 187 amino acids. The transcript is spliced from 2 exons. Gene Ontology annotation, cellular component: mitochondrion. Lineage: Eukaryota; Fungi; Ascomycota; Saccharomycetes; Saccharomycetales; Saccharomycetaceae.
AUGCCUGAAACUUCCGUCAGCGUUUCGCAGAAGUCGUAUUCGGCUGGACCCUCCGGUAGAACCAUUGUAUACGACGAGGAUGGGAAACCUUGCCGGUCGUGCAACACACUGCUAGAUUUCAAGUUUGCUACGAAUGCGCUGCAUGGCAAAGUGGCAGAUUCCACGGGGGCAGUACCUGAGGCAGCAGCGGCGGCCGCGACCGUGAGUGCAAAUAUCCCGGGGAGCAAGCAUUAUCGCCAAGUAGAGCCGGCAGACGUUGAGGAGCUGGGCAGGUCUUCGUGGACGCUGCUCCACACCGCCGCAGCCAAAUACCCAAGACAACCGAGCGACGCGCAGAAGCAGGAGAUGCGGCAGUUCCUGUCCAUUUUCUCGCACAUCUACCCUUGCAACUGGUGCGCCAAAGAUUUCGAGCAAUACAUCAGGGACCGGGCUCCUCGGGUGGAUUCCCGGGAUGAGCUCGGCCAGUGGAUGUGCGAGGCCCACAACGAUGUGAACCAAAAGCUUGGGAAGGAGCUCUUCGACUGUAACUUCUGGAAAAAGCGGUGGCUUGACGGUUGGGAAUAG